Messenger RNA from Acomys russatus (golden spiny mouse), 2151 nucleotides. It is a transcript of the gene Fndc7, whose product is annotated as fibronectin type III domain containing 7. Gene Ontology annotation, molecular function: protein binding. The record is from RefSeq and is a predicted model, not a curated record. The transcript has 10 exons. Lineage: Eukaryota; Metazoa; Chordata; Mammalia; Rodentia; Muridae. The coding region runs from base 1 to 2106 and encodes 701 amino acids.
AUGCCGGUCAUUUCAUCCAAAACAGCUCCUGAAAUACCAACUAUUGACCAGGCAUAUUCAAAAAUCAGCAAUAGCAUCACUGUAGAAUGGGCCACAGUGCCAGGGGCCACGAGUUACUUGCUCACAGCUGAAGACGGGGACACGGUCAUUGAGACUAUGGUGGCCAGUUCCCCAGGCACCGUGACAGGCCUGAAGGCUGCGACAUUGUACCAAAUCACGCUCAGAUCUGUUAGUGCCUCUGGACGAAGCCAGGCAUCCUCUCCAAAGCAGGCAAAGACAGUGUUGGCUGCACCAACUCUGGAAGUUAGCUCUCCAAGUCCGGACUCCAUCCUGGUGAGGUGGGGUGCUGUUUACAUGGCGAUUGGAUUCUCUGUGUCCCUUAUGCGAGCCAAUGGCUUGGGUAGGAUUUGGAAGGAGAAUACUACAAACACGUCCUUAACCUUCAGCAGUUUGGAUGCCGGCACUCUCUACACUAUAAAGGCCUAUGCGUGGAACGCCAAUGGAAUCCCCGGGGAUGACUCCACCUGCAAUCAGAGAACCAGUCCUCGUGCCCCUGCCAACAUUCAAGUCCUCUUUGACAGCGGGGCCCUAAAGGUAUCUGUUUCAUGGACUCCAGCAGAAGGGGCUUCCAACUACACGGUGAUGGCAUCGAGUGGUUCUUUCCAGCGGAGCUGCAGUACACCUCUCAGUUCCUGUAGCAUCACUUCUCUGCAGUGUGGAACGGAGUACCUGAUUUCCGUCUCGGCCAGCAACGAUGCUGGCUCCAGCAAGUCCUCAUCUGCAGAGACCCUAAAGACGGUUGCUUGCGCACCUGGAAGAGUGACAAUCCAAGAAGACCCCCCUGGUCACUUGUCAGUGGCUUGGUCCAGUGUGGAUCUGGGUGACUACUAUGUAGCUUUUGUGAAGAGUGACGAUGGCUUGGAAGUACAUUGCAACACCUCCCUCACCCAGUGCGACUUCCUGUCCGAGUGUGGCUUCACAUACUUUAUUAGUGUAUUUGCCUAUAACAAAGCAGGGCAGAGUCCUCUGGGGGAUGUGUUCAACUACACCACAGCUCCCUGUUGUCCUAGUGACAUUAGCCCAGUGUUGGUGUUCAGUGACAGAGUGGAAAUUGCCUGGUCUCCCGUGCGGGGUGCUGAACUCUACGAAACCAAGGCCGUAGCUGGAUGCAGUGUUGUGGAGUGCAACGACACCGCCCCUGCUUGCACCCUCUCUGCUUUGAAUUGUGACACCAAGUACAACAUCACGGUGUAUUCCUUCAGCGAGGUCCGGGGCAGCAAUCUGUCCUGCCCCUCACGCUUUAUCACCACAGCUCCCUGCAGUCCCGAAAUAAAAAACAUCUCAAAGGCUGCGUUCUCUAUGGUUAAUGUGCACUGGCGAUCUACAAAUGAAGGAGCCACUUACACAGUGACUGCCCAGGGGAAGAAGGGGCUGUUCCAGUGCAGCAGCACAGGGGAGACUUGCACGAUGGGGGACCUUCCCUGCGGCUCCAUGUUCUCUGUCACUGCUGUGGCCGAAACUCAGGCGGGAAAGAGCCUGCCCAGCUACAGUGUGCCCUUGGAAACAGCGCCGUGCUGUCCAUCUGGUCUGACAGCAGCUCAGGUCACCCAGUCUGUAAUCAACGUCAGCUGGACUAUCGGGGCAGCGGCUCAAACCUAUGUGACAGUGCUGGCGUCACACAUCGGACAGUCUAAGUGUCACACCCGUCAAAACCACUGCCUUCUGGGAUGCGUUGCAUGUGGCAUCAACUACACGGUGGCACUGAAGGCCAUUAGUGCCACAGGACUGACUGCAGACUGUGCCUACCAGGGUUAUUCUUCUAGUGCCUGCUGCCCAUUGGGGGUCAAAUUAUAUAGGCUGGGCCCUAAUGGCAUCCGGAUCUACUGGCAAGCCUCCAGGGGCUCUGCCAACUACAGCACUGACCUCUAUGGUUCCAAAGGCAUCUUUACGUGCGCCCCACGUGCUGGCCUAAGUUUCUGUGACAUCACUGACAUCCCCUGUGGGGACGUGUACACCGUGAUGGUCUCACCAGUUUCUGAAACAGGACUAAAGCUUACUUUCUGUCCAAAAAAAAUAUAUUCGGGUAAGUCAAGCUAUGACCCUUAAUCUGAAACCAACCUUUGAGCUGAAUGCAGCACAAGUGGUACAGCG